UACUGCCAUUGGUUGGAAAACUAGGUUAGUGGUCCGACAGGCAUGACGGUGAAGAGAAACUGGGUCACCGAUUGAAAAUCGUUUAUGUCACAGUUCUUUGACUUUCUAUAACACAUUACCCAGCGGUCUUCAAUGGAUCGUCAAAUCGUAAUAGUUACGCUGGCUUCACCUGGUACUUAGGGAUCAGAUCAGAUUGGGAGCACAUUACCUACCCACCAGACAUCAUACAAGAUUUAAGCCAUCUGCACUGAUCUGCGUACUACUCGGCCAGUCAAGGAGGCCUGUUCCUGUUUCUUAUCCAGAUAAUUCAAGUAGCUCUUUCCCCAUUAUCUGAGGGCUCAAGAGUGGAUGGAAGGAGAUGAUUUUAACACAGAGACUGUGAUGAACAUCUGUGAUGACCUGAUGGCAGACCAAAGGAUGGACAUCUCCUCUACAAUGACCGACUUCAUGUCUCCCAGCUCUACCGACCUCAUCUCCAGCUCGAUCAGCACUCCUGGCAUGGAUUACACUCGGAAAAGGAAGGGCAGCACCACAGAAUAUCAAAUCGAUGGCUUCUCAUUUGAUGAUAUGGACUCAGACAAAGAUAAACUGGGAAGUGACCAACCAGGCCGCAUAAAGAAUGCCAGAGAGGCUCACAGCCAAAUUGAGAAGCGUCGAAGGGACAAGAUGAACAGCUUUAUUGAUGAGCUGGCGUCACUGGUGCCCACCUGUAAUGCCAUGUCCCGUAAACUAGACAAGCUGACAGUUCUUCGCAUGGCUGUUCAGCACAUGAAGACACUCAGAGGAGCAGCAAAUCCAUAUACAGAGGCCAACUACAAGCCUUCCUUCCUUUCUGAUGAUGAGCUGAAACAUUUGAUACUAAGGGCUGCUGAUGGCUUCCUGUUUGUGGUUGGAUGUGAUCGAGGAAAGAUUCUUUUUGUUUCGGAAUCGGUUUACAAGAUUCUAAACUACAGCCAGAAUGACCUCAUAGGUCAGAGUCUCUUUGACUACUUACAUCCCAAGGACAUCGCCAAGGUCAAAGAACAGCUGUCUUCUUCGGAUACAGCCCCCCGUGAAAGGCUCAUUGAUGCUAAAACUGGUCUUCCGGUGAAGACGGACAUCACGCCUGGGCCAUCUAGACUUUGCUCUGGUGCCAGACGGUCAUUUUUCUGUCGGAUGAAGUGCAACAGGCCGUCUGUCAAAGUCGAGGAUAAAGACUUUCCCUCAACCUGCUCAAAGAAAAAAGCUGAUCGCAAGAGCUUCUGCACGAUCCAUAGCACAGGAUACCUAAAAAGUUGGCCGCCCACAAAGAUGGGUCUUGAUGAAGACAACGAGCCUGACAACGAAGGGUGCAACUUGAGCUGCCUGGUGGCCAUUGGUCGACUACACCCGCAUAUUGUCCCCCAGCCUAGCUUGGCAGACAUCAGAGUGAAGCCCACCGAGUAUGUUUCCCGGCAUGCCAUUGAUGGCAAAUUUGUCUUCGUUGACCAGAGAGCAACAGCCAUUCUAGCCUACCUACCGCAGGAGCUGCUUGGAACAUCCUUCUAUGAGUAUUUUCACCAGGAAGACAUCGGCCAUCUGGCAGAGUGCCACAGACAAGUGCUGCAGAUGAGAGAGAAGAUUAACACGAACUGUUACAAAUUCAAGAUCAAAGAUGGCUCUUUCAUCACACUGAGGAGCCGAUGGUUCAGCUUUAUGAACCCCUGGACCAAGGAAGUGGAAUACAUUGUCUCCACGAACACGGUUGUGUCGUGUCCUAUGAUGGAAGGUUCAGAAUACACUCAAUCUGCUGCCUCCCCACAGAGUAUGGACAGUGUUCUCCCUUCAGACGUAGGUGGAGGGAGACGGGCAUUGCAGACGGUGCCUGGCAUUCCCGGUGGCACUCGAGCAGGAGCAGGAAAAAUUGGAAGAAUGAUCGCAGAGGAAGUGAUGGAGAUCCAAAGGAUCCGAGGCUCCUCCCCAUCCAGCUGCGGUUCUAGCCCGUUGAACAUCACCAGUACCCCUCCACCGGAUACCUGCUCUCCUGGGGGAAAGAAGAUUCACAAUGGAGGGACACCUGAGCUGGCCAGCACUGGGAUCCUUCCUGGGCCCGAUUCCGUUGGCUACCCCUACUCCAACCAGUCCAUCAUGAGCGACAACUCCCACCUGAGUAUAGACAUCAUGGAUGAGCCCGGCUCCAGCAGCCCAAGCAACGAUGAGGCGGCCAUGGCUGUCAUCAUGUCCCUUCUGGAGGCAGAUGCUGGCUUAGGCGGCCCCGUGGACUUCAGUGAUCUGCCUUGGCCUUUGUAAAGAAGCUGAAGGGCAUCAUGCAGAGAGCGAGAGAAGGCGAGAGACCCCCCCUCCCAGCGCCAGAGCCACCGGUAGAGAGAGUUCAGUCAAGCGGAAAUGGCUUUCCUGUUGCAUUUUCUUUUCGGUUCCCUGCACUCUGUUGCCAACUGCUCCGCAAAAGCGUCCUUCGUGACAUUGUGAAUGAAACAGACACGGAGAUUUAAACGUAGGAAGUGGACUCCCCGAGCUUCAAGGUGAACCCGAAUGAAGGCAUUUCCAUAAUAUAAUGUUAAGGCAGUGAUAGUUACUUCCGCAGAUGGCCUCUCCUUCAAUAGAGCAGUUGCAUUUGGCUCACUGUGCUGUGUCUGCUGACGGAUAGCCUUCUUUCUAACACUGGCUCUCUCGGUUUCGCUGUCAGCUGUCGAGCCCCCAACCGAUCCCAGACUCUCAAAACAUACAGCGGUUCCAGGCUCACAGGUGGUGUUAGUCUGCGAGUGUACAAUGCGGUGUUUGCCGGUGUCCAUUACAGUUGACAUGGGGAGACCAUCACAAUAGUUAACCAUCCGGAUCAUUGCUAAGAAGACACUUUACCCCAAGAAUUCCACAUGAAGGCAUGCUCACGUUGCGCGUACAUCCGAGGAAGACAUCCAGCUGUUAUUUCCCACCGUCACUUCAAUAGUUGAAUUGCGUUUUGUGUCUGAGGCUGAACGACUCAGUCCAAAAACCCUCUAAAAAUUUGUACUCGGUGGUCCCUUUUGAAGUGGAACUGUGUUUUUCCUCAUGCACAUGAUCGGGGGCAAAAAUUGCCGCGGCCGUCUUGUAUCUCUUCCACAAGCAAACAAAAGAAGUUGUUAGAAUGUGACGGGGAGCAGUGGUCCGAUGUGUGUUAAGACUCACACAAUUUCCACUGUCCAAA
Messenger RNA from Hippocampus comes (tiger tail seahorse), 3163 nucleotides. RefSeq names its product basic helix-loop-helix ARNT like 1a (gene bmal1a). The coding region runs from base 349 to 2268 and encodes 639 amino acids. NCBI's taxonomy places the organism in Eukaryota, Metazoa, Chordata, Actinopteri, Syngnathiformes, Syngnathidae. Gene Ontology annotation, biological process: regulation of DNA-templated transcription. The transcript is spliced from 20 exons. Gene Ontology annotation, cellular component: nucleus; transcription regulator complex; cytoplasm. The record is from RefSeq and is a predicted model, not a curated record. Gene Ontology annotation, molecular function: protein dimerization activity; DNA-binding transcription factor activity.